CCAAGCAUGAAGGCCGCAGUUAGCCAUUGAGAAUGGCAGCGGACAGAGGCCUGGGUAUACCUCGGUGUGUGCUUGAUUCCGCGGGUAGCACCUCGCUCAAGACAGUUAUCGAAGCAUUCAGCAACAUCAAUGAGGAGCAAGCAUGGGGUGUUUGUUUUCAGUGUGCCAAAGCGGCUCAACUCUGCAUGGACGAAGAUCCUUCGAAGUGUUUCAUGCUCACCGACAUCGAGCAAGUACGUGUGCGAGAAGACGGCAAUGUUGAUCGAUCGUCUUUCUACGGUGUCGGGGGUCCAACCGAUCUGACGAGAAAGCCAGUCCCGACGGAGUACAAGUUGGUCGCAGCACUGGGAAUGGUGAUUUACCAAGUUCUCGAUCUUGGAUUGCCAGCUGAUGAGGAAAAGACUCUCUCCUCCUCCCUCGAGAGUCUCAUUGACAAAAUGACUUCAUCUGGGAGCCUCUCACCCGAUCUCGGACAAGAGGACAGAGAGGCGGAUGAAGGGAUUGAACAAGAUGCUGGAGAAAAUGAUGAAGGGGACCGAUUUUCAUUGCAGAAGGUCCUCGAGCUAUGCGCCAAUCAUUUGAAGACAUCGAGUCUGGAAGAUGCGGAAGUCCAUUACAGAAACGUUUGUCGGGCAUUGGUCAGAGAAGCCUUGGACCUCACUCAGUUCUUGGACAUCGUCAGUCAAGGAUCAGAAACGUUGAAGAAAUUUGGCGACAAUGAAUCUACCUCAGAAAUAGACCAUCUGCAUUUCUCGGAUUGGAGGUACAAAUUGAACAAGAUUAUGGUGGAUGGGAAACUUCCCCCCAAGGUCAAAAAGGAUGCCCAUGCCUUCAUCUUGGAAUUCAUCCGAUCUCGUCCACCUCUGAAAAGGGCUCAGGACAGGCCUCAAAAGCCGAAAAAGAAGGAGUCCUGCCUUCAUGACAUGAUGAUGGAAGAAAUCCGCUCCAGCAGCAAGGAGAAACUUCGCCAUGCGCCAACGGUGGAGACUUCGAGAACCAAAUUCAAUGAUUCGGAGCCGACUCCUGAGCCGAGAAGGCGACUAUUGCAAGCCGAAGACGCUUUGGCAAGAUUGCCCAACUUUGAGGAUGAUGAUAGCGACGAUGAUCUCAGCGACGAAGAGCCCAGUCAAAAUCAGAACGGUGGUCGACAUCAGCCCAAAAGAAGAGAGUCAACGGAAUCCAGCGAAGGUAAGGUGGAAAGGAGACAUAGCAUUUCGGUGUGCCAGUAUCCUACCCCUCGACCAAGAAGAAAGAAGUCUCAUGCUGAGGAAUCUCCUAAUUCCACCUCGUAUCCCACCAAAUUCCAAGAUGUCAUCCUCAAUUCCAGUCUCUGGGAGGAGCCGAUCGAUUACUUAUCGCUAACUUUGGAAGAAGUGGUUCACAUACGGACCGUCUUAACCCGUGCGGACCUGGAGACGCUCUUGUUUGAUCUGAAGUUGUACAACGCUGUCGCCAAAGGACAGAUUUGCUUUUCAUGCCGAAAAACCAAACUUAGUAUCCUCAGCUCACUUAGGAAGAAAUGUCGAUUGUGUGAGCAGCGGAUUUGCGCCAAGUGUUGCUCCAAGAUGAACAUCCCCGUGGAGCAUUUCUCACGGAUCCCCGUGUUCGCCCUUAGUCCCACGUCGCCAUCGGAGGAGGAGACGCCUACCGGAACGUCAAGGUCCGGGGCAAAGUCUUUUCUCUCUCGCCUCAGUCCCAUGCCCGCACACACCUCGAAAUUCACCAGAAAUUUGGCGGGAAGUGCUCCGAAUUCUCCUCGGCUGUCUGGUUUGGAGUCGAAUGAAGCGGAGAUGAACCUCUCCUCACUCCCCAAUUCAAAUAAUCGGGAUAUGGCAGCCAAUCGGCGCCCUGUGCGGGCGCACCGCUUGAACCCCCCUCGGUACGGCUCUGACUCCGGGGAUACGCUACCCGGGAUCGGUCUUCAUCGUAACAUCGUUGAGGAUCUUUAA
Messenger RNA from Darwinula stevensoni, 1949 nucleotides. Lineage: Eukaryota; Metazoa; Arthropoda; Ostracoda; Podocopida; Darwinulidae. The record is from the annotation of a GenBank genome assembly.